AUGGCGACGACGGAUGCCGGAGGCGGCGACUUCGAGUUCUUGUCAGAUCCCGUCGACGGGUUUCCCUUGCUGGAUCUUGGUGGCGGCGAGGCUAUACUGGGCAUUGUAGCCACCAAAACUCUCGCCUGCACAGCCGCCCAGUCGAGCAUUGCUGAUGUAGGCGACGCUGUGAUGACGGUGCAGCUAGAUUUGAACAGAAACUGCGAAGGCCUCAGCUUAUCGGCGUCAACCUCAAAGCAGUCAGAAGGCAAAAACGAUCCUCAAGCCCCUGGCUGGAGAAAGAGGGUGUACCAAAAAGAAGUAACACAUGGUCUUGCCGAUGUAGAUGCCCAUCAAUGA
Molecule: messenger RNA, 339 nt
Organism: Triticum turgidum subsp. durum (durum wheat)
Lineage: Eukaryota; Viridiplantae; Streptophyta; Magnoliopsida; Poales; Poaceae
Source: the annotation of a GenBank genome assembly